Molecule: messenger RNA, 4737 nt
Organism: Xenia sp. Carnegie-2017
Lineage: Eukaryota; Metazoa; Cnidaria; Anthozoa; Malacalcyonacea; Xeniidae
Exons: 9
Coding region: 158-2500 (780 amino acids)
Cellular component (GO): membrane
Molecular function (GO): GTP binding; GTPase activity
Source: RefSeq, a predicted model, not a curated record
UGUGUUGAAUCAUAUUCCUGGAACUAUUUAUCAUAUAAUGUAAAGAAUAUAGGAACCCUGCAGUUUGCUGUAAGCUUUGCGACAACAAUAACAUUUACGGUGAUCCAAAUUUCUUUGCGAUUUUACCAUUAAAUUUUCCAUUUCUUAUUGGCAUAUUAUGGGUUCAUCCAGGUCAAAACUAGUGUUAAAAAAAGAAGAAGAACAACUUUUAGAAAAAGCCAGACAAUACGUGAAGAAAAACGGACUUGAUGAUAUACGUAGUUUCCACAAUGAACUAGAAGCUACAUGGGAAAAGUUUGAUUUAUAUUUUGCCGUAAUUGGAUCAAGCAAUUCAGGAAAGUCGUCAUUCAUCAACAACAUAAUAGGAUCUGAAGCAUACGAAGAAGUGUCAUCACUAAAUGACGUAUCACCUUCGAGGAAAACGUAUCCUCAUCCUAAACACCGAAAUGUCAAACUCUGUGAUCUUCCAGCCAUCGGAACACCUGAAAAUUCCAAUGUUGAAACUUAUUGCAGGAACAUCGGUGAUCUCAAGAAGUACGACGCGUUUCUAAUUUGUAGCAAAUCCAGGUUUACAAACCAUGAGAUAGAACUGGUUGAAAAAGUUUCAAAAGAGCUCCAAAGGCCUUUCGUCUGUAUUCAUACGUAUGCACAUAAAGACGUUAAGAACUCCGAAGAGGUCGAUGGAUUACAGAUCGACAAAGAAACUGCAAUGGAAGAAAUAAAGAAAUGCUGCUUAAAUAACCUUAAAGGUUUUGUAAAAGAUGCAACUGAUAUCUACGUCAUCGAAGACAAUGACAGGGGAGAAUAUGAUUUGGACUGUCUGCCUGAAGAAGUCAUCUUGAAGUUGCUGAAACGUAGAAAAGAUUACUUUUUGAAUUGCUUGAACCACGUCAUUUACAAAAACAAGGAAUUAACCGAAGUAGAAAGACGUUUAGCAGAAGCUACGUUUCACGUUAAAAAAUAUGGCUUAGUUGAUGUUGAUGAAUUUAUUCGAAAUCAAAUUGAAUCCUGGGAAAACACAGAAAUAAAUCUUGCAAUUACAGGAGAUUCUGGCACUGGAAAAUCAUCUUUUAUUAACUCCAUAAGAGGACUCAAAGCUUAUGAAAAAGGUGCAGCACCAGUUGAUGUUACGGAAGUGAAAAUACUGCCCACUGAGUACGUUUAUCCUGAAAAAAAAAAUGUCAAAUUGUGGGAUCUUCCUGGCUUUGGAUCAAAUGAAUAUUCGAAUCCCACAGAAUACUUCAAGAAAAUGCACUUGGAAAGGUACGACGCAAUCCUUAUCUUUUGUAAAGCACGAUUCACCAAUUAUGACAGAGAGCUUGCAAAAGAAGUUUCAAAAGAGCUCAAAAAGCCUUUCUUUUUUGUUCGCACCAACAUUCAUCAAGAUCUCAUAAACGCCCAGGAAGACAAAGGACCACAGUUUGAUGAAACAUCCGUCUUGGAAAAAAUAAAGAAAGCUUGUUUCGAGAACUUGAAAGGUUUAAUUUGUGAUGAAAAUGAUAUCUUCCUAAUUGAUAACGAAGUUACAGAGAAAUAUGAUUUCGAUCGUUUGCGCGGAGAUCUCGUCUCAAAGUUACUAGAACGUCGAAGUGAAAGUUUCUUACAGUCUUUGAACUAUGUAAUGUACGGAAAAGACACAACAAGAGAAGAUGAAAAACGCAUUGCCCAAAUUAAGGAUUACAUUGAACGUCAUGGCAUUUCUGGUAUCGAAGAUUUUUAUCAUCGUCAAAUUUGUUCAUUGAAAGACACAGAGAUAAAUCUUGCCGUAACAGGAAAUUCUGGAACUGGAAAAUCUUCUUUUAUCAACGCUGUUAGAGGACUUAAAGCUUAUGAGGUUGGCGCAGCUCCAGUUGGAACAGAAGAAACAACAAUAAAGCCCACUAAAUAUAAAUCCCAGAAACAUGAAAACAUCAUUUUCUGGGAUCUACCUGGCAUUGGAACACUUACAUACCCCAAUCUUGAAGAAUAUUGCUUAAAAAUUGGUGGUCUAGAGAAGUACGAUGCAUUUCUUAUUUUUUGCAAAACACGAUUCACUCAACAUGACAAAGAGUUGGCUGAGAAAAUUUCACAAGACAUCAAAAAACCUUUCUUUUUCGUUCGCACUAACAUUGAUACCGAAAUCAGAAAUGCCAAAGAUGACAAAGGACGACAUUUCAAUGAGAAGUCUGUUUUGGAUAAAAUGAAGGCAUACUGUCUAAACAAUCUGAAAGGUCUGAUCAACGAUAAGAAUGAGGUAUUCUUGAUCGACAACAAAGUCACGGAUAAAUAUGAUUUUAAUCGUUUGAUCGAAUCUAUCUCAGAUGCUUUACCACAUCGUAAAAUGGAAUGCUUUAUCCUUUCUAUUGACACUGUGACACGAGAAAGCAUAAAACGAAAGGCAAAUUUGUUGAAAGCUCGAGCAACAAAACUGGCUGGUGCAAAGUCAAAACGUGUUUCUAAAGAUGGACCAGUUUUCAACAUAGUUGUGGUUUGGAAUGAAGAAGGAAAUACCAUUAUUUGAAUAGAGACGACAUCCCGCUGUUGCUUUUUACCGACUGCUGGCAAGAAAACAACAUUCCAAUAGUCAAUAAUCUAGUUCAACGUCUCAUAUUUAAAACCCGUUUUAAUUUCGAUCAGAUCAAACUAUCCUUAUGCCUGCAAAGUCCUCAAAAAGAAAGUUUAAAUUCGCAAAAAAUGACGAAAAGUUUUUAAAUGAAGCUAAAGAAAAAGUUAAGAAAGAUGGGCUUGAUGGCAUAAGUGAUUGGUAUAUACGCCAAAUCAAGAAAUGGGAAAAGAAUGAAAAGGUGUUUGCUUUCAUCGGAUCAAACAAAUCAGGAAACUUCUUAAUCGAGGCUCUUACACCACGCAUCUCUGACAAAGAUCCUGAAAUCAAAUUCAAGAAUUUAAGAUCAAAUUCGACUUCAACGAAGCCUAGAUUUAGGAAGUUGGAUACAUUUCUUAUAUUUGUUAAAUCAAGACCUAAGAAAGAGAGGGCAAUUGCCAAGAAAAUUUUAAAAAAGCAUGGAAAGCCGGUCAUUUUCAUCUUUGCACACACUAAUGUAGACAAAGAUAAGGAUAGAAAAGAAAACGUUAAAGAUUUGGUAAAGGAUGAGUCAGAUAUUUACGUAAUUGACAAAGAGGAUAAUUCCAAACACGACUUUAAUCGUCUGCUUGGAGAUAUCGAGUCGAAGUUGUUGAAACGUCGAAGAGAUUUGUUUCUGCAAUCUUUAAAUGAGGCCGUUUUCUUAAACACCAAGAAAAAGAGGAACUCUUUAAACAAGCUCAGAAACACGGUGUUGAUAAUAUUCUGGAAUUUUACAGCAAGGAUUUAAUUUCAUUGUGGAUAGACACAGAGAUAAAUUUUGCUAUAACAGGAAAUUCCGGAACAGGAAAAUCAUCUUUCAUCAACGCUGUGAGAGGUAUCAAAGCUAGUGAAAAAAAAGAAGCAGCACUAGCUGGUGUAACAGAAUCAACUUCAGUUCCCAAUAAAUAUGUUCAUUCAAAUAAUGAAAACAUCAUUUUCUGGGAUCUACCUAGCAUUGAAACACCUACAUACCCCAAUCUUGAAGAAUAUUGUACAAGAGUUGGUGGUCUAGAGAAGUACGAUGCAUUUCUCAUUUUUUGCAAAUCGCGAUUCACUCAACAUGAGAAACAACUGGCUGAGAAUGUUUCAAAAGAGCUCGACAAACCUUUCUUUUUUGUUCGUACCAACGUUGACACCGAACUCAAAAAUGCGAAAGAUGACGAAGGACCAAAGUUUGAUGAAGCAUCUGUCAUGAAACGUACGAGGGAAAAUUGUUUGAAAAAUCUGGAAGGUUUGAUUCACGAUGAGAAAGAUAUCUUCUUGAUUGACAAUAAGGUUACAGAGAAAUAUGAUUUUCAACGUUUGAAGGAAUCGAUUGCUAAAGCGUUACCCGAGGAAAAAUAAGAGAGUUUUGUUGCUUCCUUGGAAAAGUCUACACAUGCAAUAAAAAGAAUUAAGGCCAACUUUUUGAGAGGUCAAAUACAAAUGGUGAUUGUUUUGUUUGUAAUUGCUGAAUCUAAUCCUGAAGUUUUUGUGGAACUGAUAUCGAUGGAAGUCAUUCGAUAUCAUCACGUAUUUGGUUUGUAUGAUCAGUUGAAAAAAUCCCUGAUGACACCUGAAGAAAUAGAUGAAUUGUAUCACAAAGAAGAAGAGCAUGAGAAAAAAAUACGAAGAAAAAUCGAUGAAAAGAUUCAGAAAAAGAAAUCUGAAGAAAUCAAAGAAGAGCUUAUGAAAGAUAAGUCAGUAGAAGAAUCACCAGCCAAAGUCAAAUGGGCGUAUGAUUAUCUUUUGAAUUGCAUCAAAAGUUUAGAAAAAAAAGCUUUGAAGCCUUACGAUGCGGCAAACAAAGAGGGGGAAAAUUCACAAACAUGAAAAAAACUUAACAGUCAAAAUUAUAUAAACAUCACAAAAUAUUUCUUAAUCGAAAGCACUUUAUGCGUAGUAAAUAACACAUAUUAUUCUGAAGUUCAAGUACCUAAUAUCACGUUUCUCGAGACUCGCGCGUGUAAUUUCUCUAAUUUAACUAAACAUGCCACUUGGCAAACACUCUUUUAAUUUCUUAAAAAUCAGCAAAAUGAUUUCUUUUAAAUAAAAAUUUAAUGCAAUAUAACUUACUCACCACUCUUGCACCCAAAACACUUUUUUUAAAUUCUGCAUUUCUCCUUCAUGGAUAGAAUUCAACCUUGUAAGUUGUUGGUUAUUUAAUAAAUAAUAAAAUUUAACAUCAAAACUCA